AUGUCGACGCCGGCGAGGAAGCGCCUGAUGCGGGACUUCAAGCGGCUGCAGCAGGACCCGCCCGCCGGCAUCAGCGGCGCGCCGCACGACAACAACAUCAUGCUCUGGAACGCCGUCAUCUUCGGGCCGGAUGACACGCCGUGGGAUGGAGGCACGUUCAAGCUGACUCUGCAAAUUACAGAAGAUUACCCCAACAAACCUCCAACUGUUCGGUUUGUUUCGAGGAUGUUUCACCCAAACAUCUAUGCGGAUGGAAGCAUCUGUUUGGACAUCCUACAAAACCAGUGGAGCCCUAUAUAUGAUGUUGCGGCAAUAUUGACCUCCAUUCAGUCCCUGCUGUGUGACCCAAACCCAAAUUCUCCUGCUAACUCUGAAGCAGCCAGAAUGUUCAGUGAGAACAAGCGUGAGUACAACCGCAAAGUCCGCGAGGUUGUGGAGCAGAGCUGGACAGCCGACUAA
This is a messenger RNA of Miscanthus lutarioriparius, 459 nucleotides long. Lineage: Eukaryota; Viridiplantae; Streptophyta; Magnoliopsida; Poales; Poaceae. The record is from the annotation of a GenBank genome assembly.